Molecule: messenger RNA, 752 nt
Organism: Hypoxylon fragiforme
Lineage: Eukaryota; Fungi; Ascomycota; Sordariomycetes; Xylariales; Hypoxylaceae
Exons: 2
Coding region: 191-421 (76 amino acids)
Source: RefSeq, a predicted model, not a curated record
GCUGGUUACAUAGGUACCUACCUACUAUGUACUGGAGGUAGCUACAUACAGGCGGUAUGUAGUUGGUCGGCAUUGCACCCACCUCUUCUCUCCGUAGAAAUCGUCUCGUUCUUGAUAUCUCCUCGUCAUCAAGGCCUCAUUCAAGAUUUCAGGCCUCAACUUCAAAAGCCCAAUUCAACUUUUCUCGAUUAUGGCCGAACCUCUUGACCUCAAUGGCCCAGUACUGUCGCCGCCCGAUGGCAUCGAGUCCAAUCUGGAUAACCCGCCAAACCGCAAUGCUCUGGUCAUUGGACUCACCUCAUUCUUUCUGGUCAUAUCAUUGUUGUUCCUCCUAGUUCGCGCCUAUGCGAAAUUUGUUUACAUGAAGAAUACGCAAACACUUGGAGACUGUAAGCCUGAUUUCUGUAGCGGCUGCCUAUAACUCAUCUAACCAGGGUUCGGACCAACCCAACUACAUCUCCGACCCCCUCUGGUGUAGUUGGGUUGGUUAUAAUACACGACCACCUCCGGUGUAGUGUAUACACGACCCCCUCUGGUGUAUUACACUUACGAAAAUUGCUGGUGUACAUUAAAAGCGGGGCAAAAGCGCUCGCAAAAUGAGGCUAUUUUACCUACCUAAAGUAUCAUCUCGUGAUAAAGUUUGGUGUUUUGGCUAUGACGUAAUUGCCAACCUGCUGAAGGUAUCGCGAGCGCCACUAUCGCCAUAAAUGAAGAUAUCAUUGUAAAUGAAGAUAUCAUUGAUGAUGUUUGAA